AUGUUAGCACUACGAAAACAACAGCAACAGCAACAACAACAACAACAAUCACAUCAACUGCAACGACAACAUAUUCAACAACAUAAUCAAUCUCAAUUUACUCAUUAUAAUACACAUUCAAAUUCAAAUGGAGGAACUAGACUUUCAUUAGGCUCUGCCACUAGAUCCUCAACUUUUCAAACAUCACAUUUAAUUAAUAAUAGUCAAGCACAAAAUAAUGGUAAUAAUAAUAAUAAUAACAACAACAACUUUAAUCAACAUAAUCAAUUUCACAACAACUCAAACUUCAGACCAAUACAUCAAUCCACUUUGAAUACUGAGACUACUCCUAUUGCCAAUAAUAGAAAAAGAGGUGCAUUAUUUGCAAAUGCUCCAUCUACAAAUAGAAAACGACAAAGUAUAGGUUUACCAUCUCUGCAAGGUCUGCAAUAUUCAGGAAAUUCAAAUAAACCACAACAAUCAAUACCUCAACCUAUACAACCACUUUCAUUUGUAUCAUCACAAACACCACUGUCAUCUCAAUUAAAUCAUUCUCAAUUAAGAUCAAAUUAUCAAUCAUCAUUACCAAUUAUAGAUCGAAUAAAAGAAAAAUCAAAUCAAGAAAUAAUGCAACAAACUAUUUAUAAAUUUUUAGUUAACAAUAAAUUUGAUCUUAAAUCAUCAAUAAGUUUAAAUGAAAAUCUACUAAAAGUUCCAACUCAAAGAAAUUUUUAUGAAAUUUUCAAAUUUUUAUAUAAAUUUAUUGAUCCUUAUUAUAUUUUUCAAAAAUCUGUUGAUCAAGAAACAAUAUUUAUACUAAGUUCAUUACAAUAUCCAUUAUUAAAACAAAUUCCAAAAUUACAUUUCAAUGCAGUUGGUGGACAAAAUUGGCCAACAUUUCUAGCGAUAUUAAAUUGGAUGGUUGAAUAUGUUUCUACAAUAAAUAGUGAAUCUGAUGAAUUUUAUACAACAGAAGAUGAUUUUGAUAGAAUAUUUAUGAAAUAUAGUUAUACAUGUUAUUUAAAAUUUCUUGAUGCUGAUGAAAAUUAUGAAUUACCACAAGAAAUUUUAAUAAAAUCUUUUAAUGAAGAAAUUGAAAAUUAUAAACAACAAGAAGAAGAAACUAUAUUACAAAGUGAAAAAUUAGAUGAAAAUUUUAAUCAAAGAUUAGUAGAAUUAAAAUUAAAAGAUGAUGCUGAUAAAAAAACUUUUGCAUUGGAAGAUGAUUUUGAAAAAUUACAUAGAUAUAAUGAAGAAGUUAAAAAAAGAAUACCAGAAUGGGAUAAAAGAUUAAAAAAAUUACAAGAAGAAAUUGUAUUAAGUAAUAAACAAUUGGAACAAUUAACAACAGAGAAAAAGCAAUUAGAAAAUGAAUUUGAACAAAAAGGUAUAUCAAUUAAAUAUAUUAAUGAUUUAGAAUUAAAACGUGAUAAAUUAUCAAAAUCAAUAGAUAAUGAAACUGUUAAAAUAGAAAAUAAAAAAGAUGAAUUAGAAAUAAGAAUAUCUGAUGUUGAUAGAAAAAUAAUUGAUCUUGAAAAACUUGUAAGGCGAUAUAAUAGUAUAGUUGAAACUUUAAAUUAUAAUGAUAAUGGUACAACCAAGUAUGGGUUAACAUUAAAUGAUUUAAAAGAUAUUACAAGAGCAUUUGCAAGAGAUGAAUUAUUUCAAGAUAAAAAAAUUGAUGAUGAAAAAAUAAAAUUAUUAUCAUUAAGAGAUAAAAUUAAAGAAUCAAUAAUUCAAUUAAAACAAGAAUAUAAAAAUAUUCAAGAACAAUUUGAAUUAAAACAACAAAUUGUAUUAGAACAAAGAAUAAAUUUAAAUGAUAAAUUAGAUAAAGAAAAUUUAAAUAAAAAAAAAAAUGAUCAAAAAUCUCAAGAUAUUUUUAAUUUACAAUCAACAAUGUCCAAAGAUAUAGAAGAAAGAGAACAACAAAUAAGAGAUACUAAAACUUCAAUUACAACAAAUACUUUAAAUCAUGAAAGAGAUUUUCAAGAUGCUCAUUUAAAUCAAAAAUUAAUUGAACAAGAUAUUCAAGUUAAGAGGCAAUUAAUGAUUGAAGAAAUUGAAAAUGUCGCUUCUUAUGUAUUAACAUUUAGAAAUAACGUCGUAGAAAAAUUCAUUGUUGCAGCUGAUGAAAUUGAUAAUAAUAGAGAUUGA
This is a messenger RNA of Lodderomyces pseudojiufengensis, 2136 nucleotides long. RefSeq names its product kinetochore-associated Ndc80 complex subunit. The transcript has a single exon. Gene Ontology annotation, cellular component: Ndc80 complex. Gene Ontology annotation, biological process: attachment of mitotic spindle microtubules to kinetochore. The coding region runs from base 1 to 2136 and encodes 711 amino acids. NCBI's taxonomy places the organism in Eukaryota, Fungi, Ascomycota, Pichiomycetes, Serinales, Debaryomycetaceae. The record is from RefSeq and is a predicted model, not a curated record.